AUGGCUUCCAUUUCUCACUAUUUCCUGCUAGUUCUGAUCGUUCUGGAUCCACAUGCAGCUUAGCCAUGCUGGUGGCCAGGGUGUGCCUGCUCAGAGAAUUUUGGCAGGACUCUACAGUGCACGUCUCUCUCUCUGGGAAAGAUCCCAGAGAAACUUCCUGAAGAGUUUGAGCAAGUGUGAAUUGAACAUUCAUUCUUAUUUGAGCUGCUCCGAGGGUCUUUUGUCAACAUGAGUAUCUUGGAAUACCUUUGGCUCAAUUUUAACAAUGUCACUGUGACCCACACAGGAGCCUUGGAGCACCUGCCAGAACUGAAAGAGCUGAGACUGGAGGGGAACAAGCUCCGUUCGGUACCGUGGACAGCGUUCCUCGCCACCCGAGUCCUGAGGCUCUUGGAUCUCCAGCACAGCAGGAUCGAUGUACUCCCUGAGCUGGCUCUUCAGUUCUUGGUAAAUCUGACCUACCUUGACCUAUCUUCCAACAGGCUUACAGUUGUAUCCAGGAAUGUCUUCUUGAACUGGCUGGCCUACCAGAAACGCCAGCAUCCUGGCUGCGGGGCCAGGACUCUCUCCAGCAUGGUGCUGGCGCUGCACAGUAACCCCUGGCUAUGUGAUUGUCACCUAAGGGGACUCAUCCAGUUUGUAAAGUCCAUCAGCCUCCCAGUCAUCCUGGUGAAUCCCUACUUGAUGUGCUGGGGCCCUCUCUCCAAGGCGGGGCAGUUUUUUCAUGAAACUGAGCUCAGUGCUUGUGUGAAGUCCCAGAUCUCAACCCCCACUGCCAAUGUCACCAUCAAGGUGGGACAAAAUGUAACUCUGCAAUGCCUGGCACAGGUCAGCCCUUCACCAACCAUUAUAUGGAUGUAUCCCCUGAGCAUGUGGAGGGAAUUUGAUGUGUUGACCUCAUCUGCCACGGAAGAUGCUGCUCUGUCAGAGCUGGUCAUACCUGCUGCCCAUCUAAAAGACAGGGGCAAUUACACCUGUGUGGCUCUCAACUCCACCGUCAGGAGCACGGUUGUCAUGUCCCUCCAUGUCCAGCCUGUCCCAAUCCUGUCUGCACCCCAUUCUCUUUCCUUCCCCUUGGGGGGCAAUGCCUACAUUGACCUGCUUGUCAAGCAGACAGUGCGUGGGAUCCUCCUGGAGCGGUUCGUGGUGGCCGGCACCUCUGAGGAGAAGUGGUUCGCCCUCUCCGUUGCGUCAGAUGUAGCUCUCAGGAAACAGAAGAUGAUACACAUCAGCCCUGGAAUAAACUCACACCUUAUGGAUGGCCUCCUCCCAGGCACAAAACACAAGGCACGUCUCAGCCUGGGGCAGCUGCCACACCAGGGCCAGUGUGUGGUCUUUGUGCCGGGCAGGGACUGCAGCGGGCCGGCGGAGCGGGAGUGCCCCCUGCAUGUCACGGCGGUCCUGUGUGCGGUGUUUCUUGCCGUGCCCGUGGCUGCCUACGUCUGGGCAGCCCAAGCCCCCUGCACCUGCAGGGAGUGGGGUCUGCUCCGCUGUCCCCACAGUAGGAAAGCCCGCAGGCGCCCCCAUGCAGCCCCACAGCACAGGCACGACUCCUACAGAGACCACACCCCUGUCGGUGAGGACCACCCAGGACAAGACACUGAGGAGGGGGAAGAAAGAGGGGGAGAGGGUGGCUGA
Molecule: messenger RNA, 1638 nt
Organism: Miniopterus natalensis
Lineage: Eukaryota; Metazoa; Chordata; Mammalia; Chiroptera; Miniopteridae
Source: RefSeq, a predicted model, not a curated record